AUGGGGAAGACGGGCGAUGGCAAGAUUGAGAGCUUUGUUACAGGCGCGAAUAUCCCGGUCGAAUCGAAAUCAAAGGAAGAGGAGUCUCGGGAACAAACAGAGACUGUAACCAAGCCGGACGAUACUACGACAGACUUAAAAAGCUCUUCCAAAGCCGAGACGACUUCCGAAACCGCUCCGAAGCCUCAAGACGAUCAAGAUGUGAAGCAACCCUCGGGUACUCAGUCUGAACCUCCUUCGACCGAAUCUCUCUCAGAAAAACCAAUCGAUUCAGUGCAAGAACCCCGAGAUGAGACGACGACCCAAGCCUCUGCUCCCGCCUCUGCAGAACUGCCCCUCGACUCGUCCGACAAGAACUUGGAUUCUUCAGCCGAACACCUUGCGGAGAGUUCUGAAGAUAGCAUGUUUGAAUUGCCUGAACUCCCCGAGCCGGAACCAAGCAUAUUGCCGGCAAAGCAGUUCCGCCACGCCCUCGUACACGACGAGUCUUUGGGAGUGUCGGCGCUUGGUGUCCCUGCCGACGCCAUCAUUAUCAACAACCCGAACCAGAUACGCCGCUCCAAGAAAGCCCCCACCGUGGUUAAGUCUCAGCCCGUUCAGCCACCUUCCGAGUUAGAUUGGAAUCGCCUCACUCCUUCAGAGGAAGAGGGUGAAUUGAGCCCCGAAGAGGUAUACCGCAACAUUGACGAGCUUCGCCCAGACACAAACUUCCUCCGAGGCUCGGAGAUUGAGAAGCUGACCGAGGUUCUCCGGAACGGGUUUACGACGGACCAGCUCAAAGAGUAUAGCCGUCUCCGUAAAGGUAAAGGUAAAGCUGAUGCUGUGCCCAAGAAUGACAUUGGGUAUGCCUGGGUUGUGAAGCAUUAUCCCUGGGUACCCCAAACGAAGACCGACGUCCGAGGAGGUCAGGACAAGCUCGCAUCUGUUCAAAAAGUCAUUUACGACACCUGGAAGAUCCAGAGUCAGAAGGAGAUGGAUGAUGUUGGAACCGUCAUGGUCCAGAUGCAAGCAGCUUUCUUUCAGUUUCUCACUUUUGAAUCAGAACGUAUGGUGCGAGAGUUGAGGGCGGACUUUCUCGUUGGCGAGGAGGAAACGAUAAUUAUCAAGCGCAAACAACAGCGCCUGUGUAUUGUCGCCAGGAAGGCCACCGCCUACGGUAUUCUCGCACAUCUAGACCAGAUUUUCCAGAAGCGGGUGCUCCGAGAUAUUCCUAUUCGGCAACACGUAGCACGUAUCCCCUCCGAGGAGGAGCUCGAGGUCCUUUCUCAACUUACCAAUACGGUUCUCAAGAUGGCCAAGAACGAUCAACCACCAGCUGAGGAACUAAGGAUCGCCUGGCUCCCAGACCCCCAGGAGAACGCCGCCGAGUCAAAGACGGAGGAUAAGGGAGACGUUGUCCUUCGCCUGCUGCUCGGCCAUCCCAACCCUGGCCGGGAGGUGGAUUUGGAGUGCCUCCCUCAGCCACAAACCAAGGGUAUCCCAAAGAGCCACUUUAUCAACUUUCGACGACCGCUGAAGUCUCUAUCGUGGAGAGACAAGCUCCAUACGUGGCAGCGAGUUGUGACUCCCAUCGACAAGAAGUCAGACGAGGCAUCUCCUAUGCCCCUAGACCUGAUCGGCUCAGCAACCCUCCCCGAGUACCACCCAGACAAACUCGGCUCUAGGAACGUCACAACCGCUACCUUUGGACACAUCCUUCAUAACCAGUUUCAAGUAGGCAAUCUUGACGGGACUAAGACUAAGAAGACUCGCAAGAAGAAGGCCAAGUCUCCUGAUGCCGAUGCCGAUGCCGAUGCCGAUGCCGAUGACUUUAUCGUUCCUCUUCACCUCGACGACUUGAGUACGCCCGGGAUGGAUGACGAGCCUGUCCAGCCCAAGAAACCCAAACCCAUACCUGGUGCGGUGCUAUCCGACAAGCGUCGUGCAUUCUAUCCUCUCAUCCCACAUCCUGCUUCCUUUUCCGCCCUCAAGCCCGAAGGCAGCGAUAGUUUGACUCAAUCCACCACCAUUAUCCUGAACCUUGCAGUUCACGGCGACCGUUCGGCUUCGAACAGGAAAGGCCCUGUCAUCCAGGUCCACCUACCAGUCGACGCUGAAGCCGAUCUGGCCAACUUUUCCAUCCCCAAAAAUGCCGCCGCCUACAGCGUUAUCCCUUGGUACCGCAACGACCUCUUGCUUCCUGGCGAGAGCGUAGACGUACGAAUCCAGCACGAACGUCGCCUUGCUUUGGAUAUGGACAAAACCGGUAUCAGGAACUUCCUCGACACGUCCGAAUUCAACCUCCUCAAAGGUCAUCUCCGAACGCCCAGUCAAGCUACCAUCGAGCUCCCCCCGGAACACAUCAACCCUGGCACAAGAAGCGUCACGCCCAAGAGCCAAACCUACGCUUUCCGUGGUCUGGAGAUCCAUCAGACGGUUGAAAUGCCCUGGCGCAACCACACGCUGCGCUACUCGAGCAUCGAGGCUGGCCAGCACGGCGGCCAGCGUCAGGAGCUCACCCUCCAAGCAGGCAAGCCGGACGACCCGGGCGACAGCUUCGAUGUCAAGAAGCGCCAGAGCUUCCUGCAGCUGGUCGAGGACAUGGCUACUGGCAAGUGCUUCUCCUGGACAGAAGGAUACGAGUCCAUCAAGAGCCGUCAGCUCGAGGACCACAGUUACGACCUUCCCGAGGAGGAGCUUACUGAAGACAUUAUCGUGGACGAUGGCAAGUUCGACACGCAUAGCCUUCCUAACCUCCGGAGAUAUGAGGAACCUAAGCAGCCCAGGAGGGAAUACAUUCCACGACGAGACACCAGGGAUACCCCUCCUAGAUCAAAGAAGUUUGAUGUUCUGGAAGAGAUGGAACAAUUUGGAGAGGCGGACGAGCCAGAGGUCACGGAACCAAAGGUCAAGGAACCCGAAGUCAACCAGACGAGUGCCAAAAAGUCACAGAAGGGCCGGGGAGUUGCAAAGACCAAGUCCCCGACAGACGCUCUCCACUCCUUCUUGAACCAGUUCGCUGACCCCCUUUCCUUGACGGCUCCCAUCUCCUUGAAGAAACCCACAUCCUUGAAGACUCCCAUAUCUUUAAAGACUCCCACUGGCCAACCUGAUGGCGACCGUCAGGUUGACGAUGCUGCCCUCACCAACAAGAUUCUCCUGGAGGAAGUAGCUACCAGGUUUAAUGCUCAGCAAGCGCAAGAGGACUCUGAAGCUCGUCAGCCACAAGAGAAGCCUGAGGCUCGUCAACCGGAAGAGAAACCUGAAGCCCGUCAAGCCCAAGAGGAUCCCAGGGUCAGACAACCGCAACAGGAUUCCAGAGCUCGUCAAGCCCAAGAGAAGCCUGAAGCUCGUCAGCCACAAGGGAAGCCUGAAGCUCGUCAACCGCAGGAGAAGCCUGAAGCUCCACAGCCGCAGGAGAAGCCUGCAGCCCGUCCAGCGAUCAGCGAGGUCGAUUUCGAGGCCAUGUUCUCGGCCAGAAUCAGCGACAAGCCUCUAAAGGCCCCCCCUCCCGCCAAGAAGUCGAAAAAGGGCACUGCCAAAAAAGAGCCCAAGGUCAAGAAGCAACAAGCGACUCCCCAAGCAGCUCCUCAACCGGCUCCCCAAGCAGCUCCUAAAGCAUCUCCCCAAGCGCCUCCCCAAGCAACUCCUCAAGCAGCUCCUCAACCGGCUCCCCAAGCAGCUCCUAAAGCAGCUCCCCAAGCGCCUCCCCAAGUAACUCCUCAAGCAGCUCCCCAGGCGCCUCCCCGAGCAGCUCCCCAGGCAACUCCCCAUGCAACUCCCCAUGCAACUCCCCAUUCCACUCGAUCCACGGACUCGUUCACUUCCGCCUUUACAGACAGGCGCGUAACCACGCACCAGCGCAGUUCAACCGGCGGGGAUGGUUUCUUUGACAACCUCCCCCAGCCACCUGCCGAAAAGAAGGGGAGGCCCCAGUUUGUAAAGAAUGCCAUAAAGGCGCACCUCAAGAAGAAGGGCAAGGUCAAGCAGGAUAGGUGGAUGGGCAGAGGGAGGGUCAGGAGGGGCAGGAGAUGA
Molecule: messenger RNA, 4014 nt
Organism: Fusarium vanettenii 77-13-4
Lineage: Eukaryota; Fungi; Ascomycota; Sordariomycetes; Hypocreales; Nectriaceae
Exons: 2
Coding region: 1-4014 (1337 amino acids)
Biological process (GO): actin cytoskeleton organization; muscle structure development
Cellular component (GO): mitochondrial inner membrane; filamentous actin; stress fiber
Molecular function (GO): muscle alpha-actinin binding; actin binding
Source: RefSeq, a predicted model, not a curated record